Messenger RNA from Camelina sativa (false flax), 1137 nucleotides. Its product is annotated as protein TIFY 9. Gene Ontology annotation, cellular component: nucleus. Gene Ontology annotation, biological process: regulation of jasmonic acid mediated signaling pathway; response to wounding; regulation of defense response. The record is from RefSeq and is a predicted model, not a curated record. Lineage: Eukaryota; Viridiplantae; Streptophyta; Magnoliopsida; Brassicales; Brassicaceae.
UAUUACUAUCAAAAGACGGGUAACAUAACAUAACCUCCUUUUUUAAAUACUCUCACAUGAAAAAUCAAAACAAAUCCUUUUAUUCCAAAAUCCUUCAUUAAUUAACUUCCUCUCUCGCGCCUCUCUCUCUCUUCAUCUCAAAAUUCUCCAUUCUCUCUGUCUCGGAUCUUUUAAGAAUUUUAAAUCAAAGAAGAUGACUAGAGGAGGAGCUACCGUUGAACUUGACUUCCUCGGUGUUGAGAAGAAGCAAACCACCAACAACGUCGCUCCUAAGCCUAGGUUUCAGAAAUUUCUCGAUCGCCGUCGUAGUUUCCGAGAAAUGCAAGGAGCGAUUUCAAAGAUAGAUCCGGAGAUAAUAAAAUCUUUGUUAGCUUCCGGUGGUGGUGGUACUGGUACUGAGUCUCCUUCUGUUCCGUCUACUCCGAGAGAACAUCAACUUCAGAUCCCGAUUUCUCCGGUCCACGCGUCUCUCGCCAGGCAAAGUACGGAAGCUGUCUCUGGAACCGUACCUAUGACUAUUUUUUACAGUGGAGCCGUAUCUGUUUACCAAGUGUCUCGUAACAAGGCUGAGGAGAUUAUGAAGGUCGCUAAGGACACAGCGGUUUCGAAGAAGGACGAAUCAUCGACGGAGACUCAUCUUUCGGUAAUUACUCCGACCACUCUAAGACCAAAGCUCUUUGGCCAGAAUCUAGAAGGAGAUCUUCCCAUCGCAAGGAGAAAGUCAUUGCAAAGGUUUCUAGAGAAGCGCAAGGAGAGGUAAUUUAUUCUCCAACAAUCCAAGGAUUACUUAUUACAUCAAGAGUAGUAUCGACAUCUCCUUACUAUCAUCCGACAUCGGCCUAAAACGUUCUUCUUUUUUAGAUUGGGACAUGGACCAAAUUUGUCUCUUUCACCACUCUCCAAGACAUCCAUGUUCCUUUUGCAUUUGGCUUCUUCCCAAUCUCUUUGAAAUCGAUGGCCUCUCUUCGUCGUUGCUUCUGCGUAUACUGUUUCCACGACACGUUUUUUAGGAGAUUACGUUACCUACUACUAAGAUUAUAUAUAUAUAUAUAUAUAUUGUUUUUUAAAAUGUUUGUUAUCUUUAAUGUCUCAUUGAUACUUUUGAUUAAUUAAGCAGCUCUAUUCUAUAUCGUGUCA